Molecule: messenger RNA, 2313 nt
Organism: Tyto alba (common barn owl)
Lineage: Eukaryota; Metazoa; Chordata; Aves; Strigiformes; Tytonidae
Exons: 12
Coding region: 444-2264 (606 amino acids)
Biological process (GO): dephosphorylation
Molecular function (GO): polynucleotide 5'-phosphatase activity; protein tyrosine/serine/threonine phosphatase activity
Source: RefSeq, a predicted model, not a curated record
CGGAGUUUGACACCAGUUGGACAGCCUAUACCAGGAACUAGAUUUAUUGCAUUCAAAGUACCUUUAAAAGGGCCUCAGCUAUGCAAGAUACAGAAAUGACAAGUCUGCCAGAGAUGGUGCUUGAAGCUCAUGGAGUUUGUGGCAGAAUACACAUAAAAUGCAUAACUGGCUAAACUGUGAUGUCUCUACAUGUAGUAGAGGAACUGAGAGGUGGUUGAGGCUGCUGCAUCUUUUGCCACUGUCUUUAUUGGUUGUGGCUGAGCCUGUGUCAAAAGGCUGUCACAAUGGACAAGCGCACUAUUCAGAGAAAAGCCGGUCUUGCAUAUGAGGCAUUUUCAUACCUAGAGUGAAGAACACAUUUCAAAAAACACAGCUACAAUAGGGCAAUUAACCAGAGGCUUACCCCAACCCAGAAAUUUACACCAAAAGACUUAAUUGCUGCAAUGAAAACCCUAAAUGUGGAGCUUGGAUUAAUUAUUGAUUUAACAUAUACCACACGAUAUUAUGAAGUUAAGGAUUUACCUAAAAGUGUGCAGUAUAAGAAACUUUAUACUGUUGGACUUGAAGUCCCCGAUAAUGCUACUAUCCUACAGUUCAAAAAAUGGGUCAGAAAAUUCCUAUGGGAAAAUGCGGGAAACGAGAAACUCAUUGGCGUUCACUGUACUAAUGGAAUUAAUAGAACUGGCUACCUUAUAUGUAGGUAUCUUAUAGAUGUUGAAGGCUGGGAUCCAGAGGCAGCAAUCCAAGCAUUUGGUGAUGCUAGAGGUCAUCGCAUGGAUGGUCUUGUGUAUCUCACAGAUCUCAGAACACAACCAAUGAGAAGUAACCUUGGAAUGGAUGUAUGGGAUGCAGACGAAGAUAUUAUUCCCCCACCACAUGCAAUGGAAGGACCUGUAGAGCGGUUCCCAAAUGAAGAUUUUCAGGGGUCUGGGAAAAGACUACGAAUUUAUGAUGACCACUCUCACAACGAUUUGCAAGGACAGAUACAGUUAAGAGAUUUUGAUUUCAUUAAUAAGGGACCUGGACAAAGACGAAGACCAUUUCAUGACCAUCAGACUCAGGAUGAUUUAAGAGCACCAAUGCAGAUGAGAAACUGGGACUACAACAGGGGACCAGAACAGAGGCGAAGACCCUUUACUGAUCACCAGUUUUAUGAUCAUUAUCAAGAAGACAUGCAGCUGAAGGACCUAGACUUCAGUAGCAAGGGACCUGGACAGAGGUUGAGACCUUUUCGUGGACACCAGUUUCAUGAUGAUUUACAGGCAGAGACACAAUCGAGGGAUAUUGAAUUUAACAGAGGCCGUGGACAAAGGCAGAGAUCUUUUCCUGACCAUCCAUCUCAUAAUGAUUUGCAGGAAGACAUGCAGUCAAAGGAUUUUGAUUUUCGUAGCAGGGGCCGUGGCCAGAGACAAAGGCUGUUCCAUAACCACCAAUCUCAUGAAGAAUUUCAGACUCAGAUACAAUUGAAAGAGUUAGAUUGUGUCAACAAAGGUCCUAGCCAAAGACUAAGAUCUUUCCAUGACUAUCAGGCACAUGAUGACUUACAGCCACAAAUGCAAUUGGGAGAUUUUGAAUUUGUUAAUAGGGGUCGUGGGCAGAGACCUUUCAAUGAUCACCAGCCUUGCAAUGAUUUACACACAGAGAUGCAACUAAAAGAUUAUGAUAAUAAAGGUCCUGGACAAAGGCGCAGACCUUUCCAUGACCAUCAACCUUACAAUGACUUACAGGAACAGACUCAGUUCAAAGAUUUUGGUUAUGUUAAUAAAGGGCAUGGACAAAGGCCAAGACCUUUUGAUGAACAUCCAGGUCACAGUGACUUGCCCCAUGAAUGGUGUUCAGACAGAAGUCAAUCAUUUCCUUCCCAUGAAAAUGUACCAGAACCUCAUUUCUCCUCAUCUUCAUUUCACAGAGAAUAUGGGUCUGAUAAUGAUGACUUUAAUAGAAGUUACAGUAAUCAACCAAAUUGUCCUGAAGACAAUAGGAGAUUGCAUCCCUCAGAUGAAUUUAAUAGAGGAAAAAACAGAUUUGCACCAUAUUCUUCACGAACAAUGCAUCCAUCUUCAUCUGUACACCAAGAAGAUAGUUCAAUAGACUAUGAAAGAAAACCUUUUCAAGGUGAAACUACCAGAGAGAUAGAACAAAGCAAAAGAUUACCAGUUGUAACAGUUGAUUACAAUUAUGGUCUGCCAUUAGAUUAUGGACCUGAAGAGGAAGAGAGAUCACAUUAUGAUUUACUUCCAAGAGACCACUACAACUGGAACUGAAUAAAAAGGAGAAUGUUUGCUCAGAUUAGACUUAAUUUUACUCAUUUUA